Messenger RNA from Megachile rotundata (alfalfa leafcutting bee), 2604 nucleotides. RefSeq names its product dopamine receptor, D1 (gene Dop1). Gene Ontology annotation, cellular component: plasma membrane. The record is from RefSeq and is a predicted model, not a curated record. Gene Ontology annotation, biological process: positive regulation of MAPK cascade; adenylate cyclase-activating adrenergic receptor signaling pathway. NCBI's taxonomy places the organism in Eukaryota, Metazoa, Arthropoda, Insecta, Hymenoptera, Megachilidae. Gene Ontology annotation, molecular function: octopamine receptor activity.
UCUUCACCACUUCCAGAAUAACCUGACAGACGGGGAAGAAGAUUUGCCUGAAGACGGUUUCUCUGUGUUGUCGGUGCUUCUAGUUGGAUUUCUCUUCCUGAUCUUGAUAUUUUUAUCCGUCGCGGGCAACAUUCUGGUCUGCGUGGCGAUUUACACGGACCGCGGCUUACGGAGGAUAGGAAACCUCUUCCUGGCCUCCCUCGCGAUCGCCGACCUGUUCGUCGGUUGUCUGGUCAUGACGUUCGCCGGGGUGAACGAUCUCCUCGGCUACUGGGUCUUUGGGCCGCGAUUCUGCGACACGUGGAUCGCCUUCGACGUUAUGUGCAGCACUGCCUCCAUUCUCAACCUUUGCGCGAUCUCCCUCGAUCGUUACAUUCACAUCAAGGAUCCUCUCAGAUACGGUCGUUGGGUAACGAGAAGAGUCGCGGUAGCGGGAAUCGCUAUCGUGUGGUUGCUCGCGGGACUCAUAUCCUUCGUACCGAUCAGCCUAGGCCUUCACCGCGCGGACGAACCCGUAGUCUACGAUGACGGUAAAGAGGAACACCCUACGUGCGCCUUAGACCUUACACCCACCUACGCGGUAGUUUCUUCUUCCAUAUCUUUUUACGUGCCCUGCAUCGUGAUGCUGGGGAUUUAUUGCAGACUCUACUGCUACGCACAGAAACACGUAAAAAGCAUCCGAGCAGUAACGAAACUGCCAGACACGUCAAUGGCCAAGAGCUUUCGCGCGAAGAGUACACGCAAUAAGCCGCCGAAACCGCAAACGAAGACGAAGCCGACGAGCCCUUAUCAUGUGUCCGAUCACAAAGCAGCCAUAACCGUGGGCGUUAUCAUGGGCGUUUUCUUGAUAUGCUGGGUACCCUUUUUCUGCGUGAACAUCGUCGCCGCAUAUUGCAAAACCUGCAUAUCGGUUCGAGCAUUCCAAGUACUCACUUGGCUCGGCUACAGCAACUCGGCCUUCAACCCGAUCAUCUACAGCAUCUUCAACACGGAGUUCCGUGAAGCGUUCAAGAGAAUCCUGACGAAGGGCGCGCGAAGUCGUGGAAAUCAACCGUCGACCAGCGAAUGCGGUGAAUUUCGUUCCGUGGUCGUGCAAAAACGAAACGGGUCUAUGAUCGAGUGCAAUAUUAGCCCGAGAUCGAGCGCGGACAGUUGUCAAGUUGGAAUUAUGGCGCAAAGACACCGCGAUACCAUCGUCAGCGCUAUAUAAAUCGAGUCAACCCUUCGAAUUUGAUCUUCCUAUCGAAACGAGACGCGCGUAUGAUUCACGAUUUUCUAUCGCGAAACCGUAAAUGAAAUUGCGAAGAUCGACAACGCUUCGUUGUUCCAUUCGCUGCGCUGGUUUCGUGCGUGGUUUAGCGCCGCGUAAUUAUCGAAUAAUUUUUUUUUAUCGAAAUGAACAACGUUAUGGGCGUUCGAUGUGUAAUUCUGUUUUUUCUUUUUCUUUUUUCAAGUUCCCUUAUAAUAAUGGAAGGAAGAUACUUUGUAAACGUUUAGGACAGCGAUCGUAAUCGUCGUGGCGAAACUUGACGAGAAAGUUCAUCGUGCAACGUUCCAGGUAACGCGUUACAAAAUCUAUGAUAUUUCGUUGAGGCGCGGAGUACGUUAUCGAACUUUUUCUCGACAAAAGAAACGUCUUUUGGCUAUCGAAAACGUAUGCUAAUUAAGGAUAAUUAGGAUCAUUCGGACACGAGUAGAAAAGGAAAAAGUUCAACAUCGUAUUUCCGUCUUGUCGGUAUAAAAUCGGUAUUAGAAACGUGACACGGAACGAACGACGAGUUAAACGAGGAAUUUUUUUACCGAGUAUUUUUUUAAUCGUGGAGAACGAAAGGAAGCGAACAAAAAAGAAGAAGAUUAACGUAAAGACAAUCACCGGAAGGUAGUUCAAGACAUAUCCCCGAGACAUAAUCGAUCUAUUUAAAAAAAGAGAUAAUUUAAAAAUCGAACAGGAAAAAUAUCAAUUUGAAAAGAAAUUCGUGCGUAGAAAGAUUUGAGUAUAGUACUUAGAAUACGUUCUCGUAAAGCAAUUGUAAUUUAUUGAAAUCGUGUUGAUAGCGCAUCUACGAUGUAAAAGUGAAUAUUAUACGAAGCACUAAUAGUAACGUCUGUCGAAUCGUAGCUUAUUAGUAUUAGGAUCGCGGUAGGACCCGCGCAAAUUCAUUUUCCAUCUUGUACAUAAUCAUUUAUUUAUUUUUCUAUUUGACGGGACACCAAGACGUGGUCCACGUACCUUUGCAUUUUAAGCGAUGUUUCGUUUAGGUGCUAACGUGUCGCAAAACUCGUCGUACAACCCGUCGAAUCUAACUCGAAUCUGCGUCGUAUAUCCAAACGAAGAAAAUCCUCGCGAAACGAGGAUCGAUCGAUGCUCGUUGAGCUUCUUCCGUACAUCUAUAUCUGCGAUGCAAAGUGCACUGUGUUCCGGCCAGAGAGAGAGAAACGCGGCAAAACACAAAAAACGGAGGAAGGGAAGCAAAAAUUUCGAUAUCCUAGUUAAACGAAGCAAAAGAGAUCCUCUUUCGUCGGAACGACACGUGUGCGAUGUUGAUGUAUACUAACGAUAUAAUUGAAUGACCGUUUUCUGUAAAUAUAUUAGCGUAAGACUUC